Molecule: messenger RNA, 1737 nt
Organism: Diutina rugosa
Lineage: Eukaryota; Fungi; Ascomycota; Pichiomycetes; Serinales; Debaryomycetaceae
Product: fungal specific transcription factor domain-containing protein
Exons: 1
Coding region: 1-1737 (578 amino acids)
Biological process (GO): positive regulation of transcription by RNA polymerase II
Cellular component (GO): nucleus
Molecular function (GO): transcription cis-regulatory region binding; DNA-binding transcription factor activity
Source: RefSeq, a predicted model, not a curated record
AUGUUGCCGCUGUUUCUGCUCCCCACCCUCCCGUCGAUCCCGCCGAUGGCGCCGCUGGUGGCGCGCCACCCGCCGCUGGCGCCAGCGAUCCCCACCACCUCGCCGGCGCCGCUGGGGGCGCUGCCCGCGGUCAACCACACCACCUACCAACCCCAGGCAGCCCCCGCCACCAACAGGGCGCCCGAGCCCUCAGUACCGUCGCUGGGCCACCCGCUGCCCCUUGGAUCGCUGAAGAACCCCGCCAUCGUCAACUUGCUCAACCUGGGCCCCGACGCCAGCGUCUACUUGCUGGCGGACGACCUUAAUCUCUUGGCCGAGGACUUGAACAAGAUGCUCACCGAUAUCGUCGUCGACGGCGUCGACCCGGCGCUGCUUCCCGAGAUGCUGAUGAUGCAGCCCCAGCCGCUGCCGCUGCUGGUCCCCGAACACAACUUGCCGUUGUCAUACAUCAAAGUCACUGCGCCGCACGAGAAGCUCUAUUUGGAGGAGUUCUACUCCGAGUUCGCCGCCAUCGUGCUUCCGUUGCCGGCGUGGGACGCGCAGUUGCGCCAGUACUAUAACCCGGCGCGCGACAUCAUUUUAAAGCUCUCUGCCAACGAGCCUUUUUUGAUGGCGGCGGUGCUCGCCGAGGGCGCUAAGCUGCUGUUUAAAAAGAACAACUUAAAGGACGACGACGACGCCUACCGCCGCUACUUAAGCAAGUGUCUUAGCCUUUUAGGGCCGGCGAUGCGGUCGCUGAACGCCACCUUGACCCAUAACGUUGAGGCAGUGCUUGUCACCGUGUUGCUUCUUACGCUGGACACGGCGCUGAACGCGGCGCCCGACUGGCGGCCCCAUUUGCGCGGGGCGCGCGACCUUUUGCUCAAACUCGCGCGCCAGCGAGUGCGGCUGACGCCGGUGCUCGUGUUUUGCAAGACGUGGUUUGUCGCCAUCGAGGUGCUUGCUGGGAUCUCGCUGCGUGGUGGCGGGACUUUAGCCAACGACGAGAUCGACUUGUUGCUCACCCCGACGCCGUACGAGGACGAGAUGCUCCGCGGCCUCGGCGUGUUGCGCGCCAACGGGUUUAAUAUCUUCACCGGCGCCCACCACGACACCAUCCCGUUGUUCCGCGACCUCACCAAGGCGCUCGCCGAGCGCCGCCGCCGCCGCACCCUCAACAAGUCGUUGGAAGGGUCGUGGGACCACAUGCGCCUCUUCACCGAGUUCUGGAACCAGCUCCAAGUGAGCUUCGUCACCCGCCAGGGGGUGUGCACCGUCCAGGAGUACCAGGCGCAAGCAGAAACCACCGCCAUCCCCGAGGGCGCCCUCGUCGACGUGUUGCGCUCGCAAGUAAUGGUGCUGUGGAUGGACGUCUCCCACCAGCUGUUCAUGCUCGCGGCGCUCAUCACGCUCUUGACCAAGUUCUUUGGCGAGCUGCAUACGCUGCCCCAGGUCCAGUUACUCACCAACGAGCUCACGCGCUUCUUAUCAGUGCUCAGCGAGCCCCAGCUGCACCGCGAGCUCAUAAAGUGCCUGUUGAUGAUGAUCUCGUGGCCGAUGUACGUGGCAGGGUUAAACUGCCACGACGAGCAGCAGAAGUACUUGUUGAUGAAGUACUUCCGGGCGACGGCUGAAGGCGGCUCGGGCACGGCUCAGCACGCGCUCGACCGCGUCUACUCGACGUGGAAAAACCACAAACAAGGCAUCGACGUCGACGACGACGACGACGUCGACCGUCUCGACAUCGUCAGCUAUUAG